CGAGGAAGUUGAUUCUUUGAUCACAUGACAGACAUCAUAAUAAAGAUGGCGGCGCCCGCACCUCCCACUGAAAGUCCUGGAAUGGAAAACCAGACUACUUCACAAGCCCCAUCUGGCGACUCGACUCAAAAUGGUCCCAGAUUAUGGGAACGGCCGUGGUCAGUCCAAGAGAUGCGUACCGAGGCCGGGAACUGGUCACUGGCUGGUGAUUCUGGAUUGUUACAACACUUGCAAGAAUUUUCGCAACGGAUGAUUUCAAGGACGCAUGAAAUUGGAAAAGAAGUAGAUGGACUGGUUUAUGAAGCAAAGCUGACCGGUGUCAGGGCAAAUAAUGUCAUCAAUGAUUUUAUCAUGUUGGCAAACACACAGUUUGUGGAGAACAGGGUUUAUGAUGAAGAUGUCAGCCAAGAGACGAACUCAGAGGAGGAGAAAAAAGCCGAGACGCAGGAGAAGACUCGGGAACAGCGGGAGUCUGAGCUAAUCCCGCGGGUGACGACGGCGCUCAAGCUGGGGAUCGAGGUCAUCGACCAGGCGUUUGAACGACUGGACACGGCCGUGGUGGACUCAGACUCGGAGGACGAGGACAACUCUUACAGGGCCGAGCCGAUCCUGGAGGCCAAGGACCCAUAUGUGACGCGACCUUUGCCCUACUUGAUUGGCUCCCCACAGUUUAUCGAAGAUGACAACGUUGGACUCACGGAGGAUGUCUCCAGUGAGGAUGAGGAGUCUGACCAGGGCAGCAUCAGCGUCAGCGAGGACGAGGCGGAGGAACCCGACAGUGAGGACGAGGAGACAGAGUAUUCGUCCUCGGAGGAUUCAGACGACGUGGGCAAGGAGAAAGUCGCGGCUCACAGGAAACAGAGAGCCCUGACCAAGGCCUCGACUGCGACGUACUCCGACAGUGACGCCUCUGACAGUGACGAGGACAUGUUUGCCGUCAAGAAGACGCACAAGAAAAAGUUGGACGACGACGAUGAUGAUGACAGCGAUGAGAGCGACGAAUCGGCCAAAGAGAACGGCAUUGACGAGGAUGAGGAGGAUGUGGAAGGAGAGAAGAAACCAGGGCCUUCAGGUGGACAAAGAGACUUUGCCUCGGAGCUGGCCGCGAAAAUCGGAGCUGCGGUUCCGAAACCUCCGGCUCAGCCGCGCGAGAGCGACGAUGAGGUCGCAGAAAACGGCAGCGAGUGGGGAGACGAGUCGGUCAGCGUCACGCAGUCCAUGAGAAAAGACAGCCGAGUCCAGGAGAAGCAGAAGCAGCCGGAGGAGAAGAAGGGGAAGAAAGGAAGAGACAAGGUCGGCAAGUCCGACAAGGGCAAAGGGAAAGGGAAACAUUCCAAGCGCGUGGAGGAUGAAGAGGCGGAUUUGUUUGGUCAGAGCGAGCGGUACGAGGACGAGGACUCGCCUUUCUCAAAGGGCGGCGGGCUGUUCUCCAGCAGCAAGGGAUUGUUCGACGACGACAACGAUGAUGAGGGCGGUCUCUUUGAUGAUAUUGAAAAACCAGUGGCCUCGAAAGGCAGAGCAGCGACGAAAGAUAAGGAGGAUGGCCUAUUUAAUGAUGAGGACGAGGAGGAAGAGGAGGAGAAAGAAAAACCAGACAGUCGGCCUCGCACCAAGAGUGGGAAAGUGCUGCCCAAAGGAGCCGUCUCCAUCUUCGGUGGUGGAGAUGAUUUCCUGGCCUCGAACAAGGUGGAGAAAUCCUCCACUCACACGGUGAAGAAACCGUCGGCACAACCGGCCGCUGCCGCCGUCGCUAAACCCAGCGGAGGAGGAGGGGGAGGUCUGUUUGACGACGAUGAUGAGGAAGACGAUUUGUUCGGCGGUGGAGCUCCGAAGAAAGCUGCGGCGAAACAAGCUCCAACUGCUGCGUUGACGCAGAAGCCAAAAUCUGCGGCCAAGUCUGACCUGUUUGCCGACGAUGAUGACGAGGAUGAUUUGUUUGGAGGCUUUUCUGCUCCCGCGACCAAGAAGAAGUCUCACAGUAACGCAGGACUCACCGUGGAAGCAGAGGAGGAGGAGGAGGAGAAGAAAGUGGAAGAUAAGCCGCAGAAAAAAGCAGCUCCAGAAAAGAAGCUUCCGGCCGGCGCGGUGUCCAUGUUUGGGAAGGGACCGAAUCCUCUGAUGGCCGCGCUGAAGAAACAGCAGACGCCAGACAGUGAUGAGGAAGACAAGGGGUGGUCGGAGGAGGAGAAGAACUCUCGCAGCUCCAGUGUCCACUCCAGCACCUCGGCCACCGGCCCGGGUGUGAGCAGACUGACCCCUGGCGGAGCGGUCAAGAACUCUCGCAGCUCGUCGGGAGCCAGCAGCAUCUUUGCCGAUGACAACGACGAUGACGACUCACUCUUCACUUCCGGCAAGGCCAG
Messenger RNA from Aplysia californica (California sea hare), 2360 nucleotides. RefSeq names its product WASH complex subunit 2C. Gene Ontology annotation, biological process: retrograde transport, endosome to Golgi; protein localization to endosome. Gene Ontology annotation, cellular component: early endosome; WASH complex. Lineage: Eukaryota; Metazoa; Mollusca; Gastropoda; Aplysiida; Aplysiidae. The record is from RefSeq and is a predicted model, not a curated record. Gene Ontology annotation, molecular function: phosphatidylinositol phosphate binding; retromer complex binding.